Funneliformis mosseae is the source of this 1236-nucleotide messenger RNA. The record is from the annotation of a GenBank genome assembly. NCBI's taxonomy places the organism in Eukaryota, Fungi, Glomeromycota, Glomeromycetes, Glomerales, Glomeraceae.
AUGGCAGGAAAUUUGCCAGAUUUAUGCCUUCUCGGUAUCUUCAAACAUUUGAAUGAUGAUUAUAAAACUUUGUAUUCUUGCACAUUUGUUAAUAAACGAUGGAGUUACUCAUCUAUUCCAAUAUUAUGGACAAAUCCGUUCGAGCUGAUCAGUUCAUUUAAAAAACCUAAACUUUUAAAACCUUUAUUAGAUACCUAUCUUUCUUUUUUACCUCAAAGUCAAUCACAAGAACUUGAAAUCAAACCAAGAUUUAAUCGAAAUACCAUGACCUUCAAUUAUCCUGUAUACUUUCGUCAUAUGAAUUUAUUAUUGAUUUUUGGUGGUAUAGAACAUUGGUAUCAACAAGAACCUACGCGUGAAAACUAUUCAUGUACUUUAUCGAAAGAAAUUUCAAUUUGUGAAGCAUUGGUUGAAUAUUUCUUUAUUCAUUCUUCUAAAAUUGACACACUUGUUAUUCGUAAUUUUGAUUAUUUUGACAUCUUAAACCUUUCUGGCUCUACAAAUGUUCUUUCAAAAAUUCACACACUAAUUUUCGAUCAUGAUAUUUUCAAUCAAUUUUCAACUUUAUCAAGUUUAAAUCAAAAUAUCAGAUCGUUAACAUGCUACAUUGAACCUCCUCAUCUCGAGUUAAAUGAUAGUUUAAAACAACUUAUUCGAUCUCAAAAAAAUUUAAUUGAUAUUACAAUCUCUGAACCUGAACCUGACGAAAGAGAAAAACCCUUUCCGAUGUAUUGGGAAAUAUUUCAUUCUUCAAUAAAUGUUACAUUGACAAUUACUUUUAUAGAGUUUGAAGGUAUCGAAUUUCCUCGAAAUUUUUCUUUAUUCCAUCAUUUAUCUUCAUUUAUCAAUUUACAAUACCUCAAAUUUAAUGGUUGUGAUUUAUUGGGUAUUUUUUUUAAAGAGGAUCAACUUUUACAUGAAAUUAAUUCCUAUCGUCCUUUAGCUUUUAAAAAAUUAAAUACUAUCAUCGUUAUUGAAACUUCUCUCAACAUAGAGAUAUUAAAGAUCCUUUUACAGUUAUCAGGUGAAGAAUUGAGAUGUUUGGAAUUAUUGGAUAUGAAAAUCGCUAAAUUUAAUUAUAUUAUAAAAUGGUUGGAAGUUUUUUGUUUGAAAUUAAGAAGAUUGGUGGUUAUGGAUCGAUCAAAUAAGUUGGAGAUAGUGAGAAUUCAAGAUUUUUUUCAAAAAUUUGAUAAUCUGCCGUAUGUAAUUAUUAAUGGAGAAAAAUUUACACCUUAA